AGUCCAUCACAGCGCUGGAGACAAAACGCAUCAUGCUGGCAGAUGUCUUCCGGCAGGAGCUGGACAUUUCGAGCAGAAUAACGCUUCUGAGAUUAAGAUCCCAGAAACAUUUGGACGCAGACCUCUGAACAGAAAAAUGCAUGAUCCAUGAUGAACUGGGAUGUGGUGGUUCAUCUGUUCCUAUAAUAUUGCUCUAAAAUAAUGGCUUGCAGGGCUGGAUGCUGCUGCAACAGCAUCAGUAACAUAAAUGAAGAUAAUGCAAGAUUUCUCAUGUUGGCUUUGCUAAUCAUCAUCUACCUGUUAUGCGGGGCAGCGGUGUUUUCAGCGCUGGAGCAUCCGAAGGAGAAGCUCGCCAAGGAGAGAUGGGCUCAGAGGAUCGAGCAGUUCACCCACAAGUACAACCUGAGUCAAGACGACCUGAAGAACUUCCUGAGGAACUACGAGGAAGCCAAUGUGGCGGGAAUCCGUGUGGACGCGACCAGACCGCGAUGGGAUUUCGCGGGAGCUUUUUAUUUUGUCGGAACUGUGGUUUCAACUAUCGGUUUUGGGAUGACGACACCCGUCACUAUUGCCGGAAAGAUAUUCCUGAUCUUUUAUGGGCUUAUUGGUUGUGCUGCCACCAUUUUGUUUUUUAACCUCUUCCUGGAACGUGUCAUCACCGUGAUCGCAUUCGUUCUGAAGUUCUGCCACGAGCGCAGAGAACGCCGCAAAGCCGGUCCGGCUCAAAACUGCCACCGUCCCUCCGCUGGCAACAGAGAGAGGCGUACGGACAGCUUGGCCGGCUGGAAACCUUCGGUGUACUGUGUAAUGCUCAUCUUGGGAGUCGCCGCCAUCUUGGUCUCCUGCUGCGCGUCCGCCAUGUAUUCUGCAGCCGAGGGUUGGGACUAUCUGGACGCCCUCUAUUUCUGUUUCGUGGCUUUCAGCACCAUUGGUUUCGGGGAUAUGGUGAGCAACCAGCGUGAGAUGUACAAGGCUCAGGUGGCCUACAGGGUGGGCAAUUUCCUUUUCAUUCUAACUGGGGUGUGUUGCAUCUACUCGCUGUUCAACGUCAUUUCCAUCGUGAUCAAGCAAGUUCUCAACUGGCUUCUGCGGAGGCUGGAGACUCCCUGCCGCUGCCCAGCCCGAGCGAACCGCCAUACUCGGAGGAACGUGGUCGUCCCGGGCCACAUGAGACCCCGGCGUGAAAACUCCAUCGAGACUGACGCAGUCAAUGAUAGCGAGGCGGAUGGACGGCGGAUGUCUGGAGAGAUGAUCUCCAUGAAAGACUUUCUGGCUGCUAAUAAAGUUAAUCUGGCUAUUAUGCAGAAGCAGCUGUCAGAGAUGGCUAACGGACAUCCUCGCCAGUUAGGGAGCAGCUCACGCCACAAUGAGUUCUCCGGAGGGGUCGGAGCCCUGGGAAUCAUGAACAACCGACUGGCAGAGACAAGUGUAGAUAGAUAAAUCCAGUAUUUAGAAAUGUGAAGUAACCAGAGGACAUCCACAGGGGGGACCUAUAAUGCCCCUUUUCACGAGAUGUAAUAUAAGUCUUUGGUGUCCCCAGAAUGUGUCUGUUUUCAGCUCAAGUUUCAGCUCAAAAUACCCCACAAAUAAUUUAUUAUAACUUGUCAAAUUUGCCCCUAUUUGGGUGUGAGCAAAAACACGCCAUUUUUGUGUGUGUCCCUGCUGCUCCCUGCCCCUUUUCCAGAAGAGGGCGGAGCUUUAACAGCUCGAGCUUCGGUUGCUCAACAACAACAAAAGCUGGAGAAUCUUAUGCAGCCAAAAUGACGACUGUCAGUAGUGGUGUUCAACCUUACAUUGUUCAAACCGAGGUUGGACACUGAUGGAGAGACUCAGGAAGAAGCUACAACUUUUAGAAUGCAUCUGGAUGUUUCUGAAUGGUUAGUGGAUAAAUUUAUGUAGUUGCUGUGGGGUUGAUUCAACUCAUCAACUAGCAUGUGGCGUCAAUGUUAAUCUUUUGUGCAAAUCCAGCGUAGAAUUGACCCCUCGUUGGUGAAGCAGUCCGGCGCAAAAUGACUGCGUGAACGCAUUUGCACCAUAUGUCGGCGCACUAACCACUAGGCUAUCGGCGCUGACCUGUUGGACUAGUUUUAAAUGUGUGUUCCACGCGUCGGCUCACGUCGGGCUCAUGUCUGCGGCAGUUUGCCCGAUUCAGCAUGUUGAAUCGGUGACGGGGCCGCUGGUGAGAGUGGGAACUCUGAUUGGAUCAGUUUUUCAGAAACGAGUCAGUGCUUGAGAAUUAAAGCGAAAAUGAUGAAAGAGAGCAAGUAAGUCAAGACGGCACAGACAGAAGUUAAUGUUAUGUUAUCCCACCAGAGAAUUCCAAAGCGCCAGUAUUUUCAUUACAACAUGAGACGCUUAAAAUGAAGAAAGUUAUCAACAUAACUGAUAUUCAAAAUGGUAAGCAAGCACUGCUUUGUUUACGUUUCGUAUAUCUAAGUAUAUCUCGUAUAUCCUUGUUUUGGUUUCUCAUUUUGAAUGACGAAUGUAGACUAUUGAUACCUGCUGAUAUAGACAGUUAAUUCGGUACACGCUGGUGCAGAACACACAUCCUAGUUUGCAGUCGGUUGUAGUGUGUGCUGUGUGCGCAUGUGCAGUUUUUUGUUCCAGACGCAGCCGACAGGAGGUGACAACACCUUCGGUUUUCGUCGCUGCUAGUUCUUUGCCAUCGGCUCGGUGUGUCCCGGGCUUAAGAAAAAUGGUUCUUUUAAGAACUGUUCACUCAAAGAUGGCAUUGCUGCAGGAACCCCCUCUUGGAACCUUUAUUUUUUUAAGAGUCUAUUGUCAAUAGCAUAGAGAUGUAUGAAGCACAGCACACACAGAAGUCACUUUCAAACCAUGCAGCUUUCUGUUGGUCAACAUGGUGAAUUCAGUGCGAAUGCAGUGCGAAAUCUGUUUGGGAAAAUCUUUUGCCCUCACGUAAAAUUCUCGAUCGUGUGGAUUCCUGUUAAAAUGACUAGAUUUUGCCCAUAAAAAUUCGCCUAACAACAGUAAAUGUGACCACACCUUAACUCUUAUCCUUUGGGUCUCAUUCACUAAUAAUUGUGUACAUAUGCUCUUUGGUAAAAGUUUCUCAUGCAAAAUGUAUGGUGGACUCACAAAAUGUGUGUAAUGUGUAUGCAGAUUAAAUGUGUCUUAAAGGAACACUCCACUUUUUUUGAAAAUAGGCUCAUUUUCCAACUCCCCUAGAGGUAAACAGUUGAGUUUUACCGUUUUCGAAUCCAUUCAGCCGAUCUCCGGGUCUGGCGGUACCACUUUUAGCAUAGCUUAGCAUAGUUCAUUGAAUCUGAUUAGACCGUUAGCAUCUCGUUAAAAAAUGACCAAAGAGUUUCAAUAUUUUUCCUAUUUAAAACAUGACUCUUCUGUAGUUACAUCGUGUACUAAGACCGACGGAAACGAGAUGCUAACGGUCUAAUCAGAUUCAAUGAACUAUGCUAAGCUAUGCUAAAAGUGGUACCGCCAGACCCGGAGAUCGGCUGAAUGGAUUCGAAAACGGUAAAACUCAACUGUUUAACUCUAGGGGAGCUGGAAAAUGAGCCUAUUUUCAAAAAAAGUGGAGUGUUCCUUUAAAAGGCCAUAUUAUGCUCUUUGAUUUUGUUUCUGGGGUCUACUAAUUUCCGAAAAGCGCAGUGUGCUCUGAUUGGUCAACUGGAACAGUGUGUUGUGAUUGGUCAACCACUUUGAGUGUGUUUCAGAAAUGUCACGCCAUAACACUACUUAGUAACUUUGCAGACCUUUUUUUAUGCUCAAACAGCAACAUUACAUACUAAAGAAAGAUGAAAAUGUAAAAAAGCAUAAUAGGUCCUCUUUUAUGUUGAUGAAUAUGGAUUAUAUGAAACAAGGGAGCACAGGUACAAAGCUAGUGAUUUGAAUAAUACACGUCCAAACAUUUCCAUAUAAGGAUGAAUGACCUUUAGAAUGAUUUCUGAAGGAUCAUGUUACACUGAAGACUCGAGUAAUGAUGCUGAAAAUUGAACUGUAAUAUUGUUUCACAUGAGAUAUCUGAGGCCACCAGGAGGAGUCUGUGGUUUUUGCACGUGUGCUUAAAUCCUAAAGUGCAAACUUUUUGAUCAAUCAUGAUUUUUGAGUGAGAAUGAUUGCACAGUUAGUGAAUAAGACCCAUUGUGAACAAAAUAAUUUAUUGCUGCUGAUUUUGGACUUGAGGAUAUUCGAGCUGCUGUGCUGUUCAUCAUCUUUCAUACAAACUUCUCUAAUUGAGUCACUGUAAACUUGUAGAGUUCAUUCAUUUGAAAACAAAUGUGUAAAAAUGGAUGCCCUUAGUUUUCUUGCAUAUUUCUGCACUGUCACAGUAUGCUAAUAUGUUCAUUAUAUCUAACGUUAAAGGGGAAGUGUGACAUUUAUGCAUUGGUAGAUCGAUGGAGUAUACGUGGGAAAUGAAUCAUUUGCUCUCAUUGCAUCAGUUGUACUUAGAAUACGUUUCUAUGAGAACUUUUCUACGAAUAGGAUAGACAGUCCAUGAAAUCUGCAUGAAUAAUGUCUUAAUUCAUUAAGGCAAAGACAUCUUGAACUUUGUGUCUUCCUCAUCACACUACACUCGCAAGUAGAAGCAAAGUCGUAUCAUAUUUACUGUCCUAUUCUAUUUGCUUCACAGAUUGACGCGAAAGGACAUAUAAAUAAUGAAUACAAAUCAAAAACAGUUUGUGACACAUUA
Messenger RNA from Ctenopharyngodon idella (grass carp), 4669 nucleotides. It is a transcript of the gene kcnk13b, whose product is annotated as potassium channel, subfamily K, member 13b. The record is from RefSeq and is a predicted model, not a curated record. Gene Ontology annotation, biological process: stabilization of membrane potential; potassium ion transmembrane transport. Gene Ontology annotation, cellular component: membrane. Gene Ontology annotation, molecular function: potassium ion leak channel activity. The transcript is spliced from 2 exons. Bases 202 to 1440 code for a protein of 412 amino acids. Lineage: Eukaryota; Metazoa; Chordata; Actinopteri; Cypriniformes; Xenocyprididae.